This is a messenger RNA of Homalodisca vitripennis (glassy-winged sharpshooter), 1979 nucleotides long. Its product is annotated as segmentation protein Runt-like. Gene Ontology annotation, biological process: regulation of DNA-templated transcription. Gene Ontology annotation, cellular component: nucleus. The record is from RefSeq and is a predicted model, not a curated record. Gene Ontology annotation, molecular function: RNA polymerase II cis-regulatory region sequence-specific DNA binding; ATP binding; DNA-binding transcription factor activity, RNA polymerase II-specific. The transcript has 4 exons. The coding region runs from base 300 to 1316 and encodes 338 amino acids. NCBI's taxonomy places the organism in Eukaryota, Metazoa, Arthropoda, Insecta, Hemiptera, Cicadellidae.
UGGCGACAGCGACGCAUCGCGCCUCCCCCCGCACUCCUCGCGCACCGCUCACUUCUUUCUACCGCCACUCGCCGGCGUCUUGUGAGUGUACCAACUAUAAACAAUCACUACAGUCGUGCCAACCCGGUUUAGUUGCACACAAAAUUACCGAUACUGUCCCGCGCACGUGUAAACUAUUUUCUUAAUUGUUAUUUAGGUCAUUUUAUUUUUAAAAUGACAAAAUCGGUAUUGUGACGGUUACUGAAGACUGGUCUAGGAUAUCUUGGACAGUUGUGUGAAGUGGACUUGUUGUCGCAUCAAUGCAUCUCCCCUGCGCGGACAUCGGCGGUAAAGGAAUGACCACUGACGUGUUUGCUGGAGUGUACGAGGCUCUACAGGAGUAUCACGGAGAGUUGGUGCAGACUGGAAGUCCUUCUAUCCUGUGCACGGCUCUUCCUUCCCACUGGCGCUCCAACAAGAGUCUCCCGUUGGCCUUCAAGGUGGUAGCUCUAGACGACAUAUCCGACGGCACUGUGGUUACCGUCAGGGCCGGCAAUGAUGAGAACUAUUGCGCGGAGCUGCGCAACUGCACCGCCGUCAUGAAGAACCAGGUGGCCAAGUUCAACGACCUCCGGUUCGUCGGCAGAAGUGGCAGAGGGAAGAGUUUCUCGCUGAGUAUAGUGAUCAACACGUCACCAUUUCAAGUGGCCUCCUACUGCAAGGCCAUCAAAGUUACCGUGGAUGGACCUCGGGAACCAAGGUCCAAGUCGAUGUUUUUUCCAGAUUUCCAUUACCAGCACGGGGGAGGGUUUGGGCCCUUCUCGCUUCUGCCCCCGCAAUGGUUGGACGCCACCUACAUGAGCUACGCCUGGCCCGAGUACUUCAGGAGGCCCCAGGACCUUUGCAAACUGCCACCUCCUCCCAUCUGCCAUAUACCUAAAGGUCCAGGCUCGAGUCCCGGAUCGACAACAGUCCCUCAGGAGUUCUUCCUGCCACCGCCCACGCUAGGACUGACCCCCUCCGCCUACUCACACCUGCUGCACUAUCCGGGGAUGGACCUGCUGGCCCCGGGGUCGCCCAUGAGGAAACCGUCUCCACCGCCUAGCACGGACACGAGUGAAGCUGAGGACCCUCCCCAGGCCGGUAGCCCCACGGUCCGGUCCGCCUUCCAACAAGUCCGGCCCGCUCCCCGUAGUCCGGACACCCCCCAGUCCGGUCCGGCCUCCCCGGAUAUCGUCGUGACUACUUCUCCUCCUCCAGCCACACUGACGCCACCUCCCGGCAAAAUCCUGCCCAAGACCACCACGUCCAAGACGCAAGUGUGGAGACCAUACUAGACUGUCUCUGGACUCUCCAGUAUCUUCCCCGUGAUCUCAACCUUCGCCUGACUCUCCCUAAGACAAUCAGUGCCGUGUACAGCCGUUGUUCAUAUUGUUUAUAUAGUUCAAAUGUUUAAUUAUUCCCUUAUGUAUAUAACAGAGGUUUAUGUUAGAGUGAUAUAUUGUAAAUUAUUGUGUAAAUUUAGAACCUAGUUCACCAAAUAAUUGUAGUCCAUAUUUUAUUUUAUUUUCUUUAAUUUGUCUCUUGAUUUAUUUCUCAGAAUUUUAAAAUUCUCUUCAUAGUUGAUUUGACUGUGUAUAGUUAAUAUAUUUGUCGAUAUAGACCAAACAAUGCUCACCAUUUGGUUAAUUUAUUAAUUAGAUCAUUUAUGUGCUAUUUGUGAUAAUUAUUUUAUAGCGCUUGAUCUACUAGACCUACUGUUGUAUUUUCCGAGAAACUUAAUCUUUCCAAACAUGGCAUAAGAUGUUUACGAAAUAUAAUAAUGUUGUUUAAUAAUUAUGAUUUAAACACAUUAUUAGUUAAACUUAUUCUUUUUGCACAUCAAAAUGUGUUAUUUUUAUAAUAAUGGACUACAUAUAUGAAUGUAUAUACACUGUACUGUGAUGUAUAUAUGUAAUAUUUAGUUAGCUAAUAAAAAAUAGAUUGAUUUAUAUGAAGUA